AUGGCAUCUCUGUACCCCUUCAGUGGCCCUUAUGCUCGUUUAAGUUUUAUCCACGGUAUGAAUGCUGCUGUGCGCGCAGUAGUACGCAUGGGAAUCUAUGUAAAAGCCAAAGUGUAUUUUGUUUAUGAGGGUUACCAGGGUAUGGUUGAUGGAGGUGAUAAUAUUGUAGAAGUUUCAUGGGAAAGUGUUUCAAGUAUCCUACAAGUGGGAGGUACAGUUAUCGGUAGCGCACGCUGCAAAUCCUUCCGUACCCGGGAGGGCCGCCUGCAGGCAGCCUACAACCUGGUUCAGAGGGGGAUCACGAACCUGUGUGUGAUUGGUGGAGACGGCAGCUUAACUGGUGCCAACCUGUUCCGCGAAGAAUGGAGUGGGCUUCUAGAAGAACUGGCACAGAAAGGAAAGAUUGAUGAAGAGGCUGUUAAGAAAUAUGCUUACCUGAACAUUGUGGGAAUGGUUGGAUCCAUAGACAAUGACUUCUGUGGCACUGAUAUGACCAUAGGUACUGACUCGGCAUUGCACAGAAUCAUUGAAGUUGUGGAUGCCAUCAUGACCACUGCUCAAAGCCAUCAGAGGACGUUUGUUCUGGAGGUUAUGGGGAGACACUGUGGGUAUCUAGCCCUUGUUAGUGCCUUAGCCUGUGGUGCAGAUUGGGUGUUUAUUCCUGAAUAUCCACCAGAAGAAGGAUGGGAAGAUUCAAUGUGUGUUAAGCUUUCAGAGAACCGUGCACGAAAGAAAAGGCUGAAUAUUAUUAUUGUAGCUGAAGGAGCUAUUGAUUGCCACAACAAACCUAUAACGUCAGAGAAGGUUAAGGAUCUUGUGGUUCAGCGGCUGGGUUUUGACACUCGGGUGACUAUCUUAGGUCAUGUGCAGAGAGGUGGAACCCCUUCGGCUUUUGACAGAAUUCUG
Molecule: messenger RNA, 906 nt
Organism: Merops nubicus (carmine bee-eater)
Lineage: Eukaryota; Metazoa; Chordata; Aves; Coraciiformes; Meropidae
Product: ATP-dependent 6-phosphofructokinase, platelet type-like
Exons: 9
Biological process (GO): canonical glycolysis; fructose 6-phosphate metabolic process; fructose 1,6-bisphosphate metabolic process
Cellular component (GO): membrane; 6-phosphofructokinase complex
Molecular function (GO): ATP binding; monosaccharide binding; fructose-6-phosphate binding
Source: RefSeq, a predicted model, not a curated record